ACUCCAGCCAAGCCAUCGUCUGCUGAUAUUCCGGUGUCAUCUGAUGUUCCGGAAGCUGUCCAAGAUCACCCAUUCAGCAACAGUAGUGUUCAAAUUACAGACGACAACUUGGAGAAGAAACGGAAAAUAACCAGACCCUACAGUCAAAAAGAAAGUGAUGAAAGUUUAACCUUACAAGGAGAAAUCCUGCAGAUUCAGAGAGAAUCUCUCGAGGUGGAUAAGGAAAGGUUACGAAUGGAAAAGGAGCGACUGAAUAUAGAACGCCGUCGUCUUGCAAUGGAAGAAGAGCGUUUCUGAAGCUACCAGGAGAGUCAGUUUUAUCCAUGUCAGUCUCCAGUGCUACAGUUGGAGGUUCUGAUGAAUAUGAACUCUUUAGCUCUGCUUUUAUGAAUAGUACACACAUGUGUAAUACCGGUACAUAAGCUUGGUAAUGAGUUAACUGUUAGACUUUAAAGUCAUUUGUAGUUUUAUUUCAUUUAGGAAAUACAUUCUAAUAGAGAGGAAUAAAUCUAUUUACCCAUA
Messenger RNA from Saccostrea cuccullata (small rock oyster), 522 nucleotides. RefSeq names its product myb/SANT-like DNA-binding domain-containing protein 4. The transcript is spliced from 2 exons. The annotation marks the transcript as partial. Lineage: Eukaryota; Metazoa; Mollusca; Bivalvia; Ostreida; Ostreidae. The record is from RefSeq and is a predicted model, not a curated record.